Molecule: messenger RNA, 4128 nt
Organism: Paramecium tetraurelia
Lineage: Eukaryota; Ciliophora; Oligohymenophorea; Peniculida; Parameciidae
Exons: 1
Biological process (GO): protein phosphorylation
Molecular function (GO): protein kinase activity; ATP binding
Source: RefSeq, a predicted model, not a curated record
AUGAAUACUAAUUUCCAAAUAACUUUAUAGACCUUCAAAUCCCUUCAUGAAUAAAUAUAACCAAUACAAAGAACUUCUCUCUUUACAAAGUUAUUUAAAUCCAAAGACAAUAAAAUUAUAAAGCGAAGAGUGUUUGAAACUAAAAAAGAAUGGCUCACUUGGAAGGAAAAAAUCACUUAAGAACUACUCAAUUAAAGGAUACUUUCUUCGAAAUAUCCAGGAAAGGUGCUUACUAUCCUAAAUUACACAGUUGAAACUAUCAACCACCAAAGAAAUCUAUUUGUUGCAUAUGAUUGUGAAGAUGACAUCGAACCCUUAUUUCAAUAUUUAAACAAUAACACUGUUAGUUUCCAAGAACAAGCUUAAAUAUUUGAAUAACUGUUAUAAAUUGCUUGUAUUUUGUUUAAGGCCUAAUUCGAGCAUACAAAUUUGAAGCCAAACAAUAUCCUAUACUACAAAAAAUAAGUGCUUAUCACAGAUUUUGGAAGCGCAAGAACUCAUUAUUAAAAUUUCCUUAAGGAAUAUACAGGAUAAGCAGAGAAAGAAUGGUAGAAUAAUUUAAUAUUCUUCUACCCUGAAGAGUACUAGAAAAUUAUGGAGGAAGAGAAUUUCUACUUCAGAGUUUCCUCUUGGAACGAAUUUGAUGUCUCUGAUUAAAAAUUUAGAAAAUACAUUGACAUCUGGGCAUUAUCAAUGAUGAUGAUCUAAGUAUUUGAAAACAAUCAAACAUUGCCAAAAAAUUUAUCUGAUUAUUAUGGUUUAAAUAACAAAUAACUUUUUUAGAAAAUAGAGAACCUUAAGUAAUAUUAAAAUGGCAUCUUCUCUGAGGUCAUUUUUACCCUAUUGAUCUAAAAGAAGGAUCCAGAAUUAGUGUAUCAGACAUUUCUUUAAUAAAAGAAAUUGAAUCAGACUGAAUCGUAAUCAUAAAUGGAAUCAACUUUUACUAUUAAAUAGAUAUUUGACCAUGCAGAUGAGGAUGAGAAUACAUAUAGAUCUUUUAAACCCUAAAAUUAUUUUCUUGCCAAUUAAGCAAUUCAAGAACUUUAAGAUUAAUUCGAUGAUGACGAUUCCUCUAGUGUUAUUAGUUCUAAUUAUUAAAUUGAUAUUCUUGGUUUCACUGAAAUCAAAUAAAGAAAUAAUUUAACGCAAAUACCAAAUUAAAUACCCUAAAGGUAAAAUUAAUAGAGCCCUACAAGAAUUAAGCCAGAAUCUCAACAAUAUGAUUUUUCUUUAAAUCCUCUCCAAUUUUUCUAAAUUCAAGAUAAUCCAUAAAACUUGAAUAAUGUUACUUAAAUCAAGCCAAGCUUAGCAGUAGUAAAUUAUGAGUUCAAUCAAUAACAAUUUGAAGGAGUUCAAGUUGAAGAUACUAAAACUUAAAAUGACCAUAUUAUUUUGGUUCCAAUGCAGUCAUAAUUACAAGUGUUAACUGAUAGAAAUGAUAAAGGUACUCCAAUAAAUCUAGAACAAGUUUAAGAUGUUAUAUAAAUCGGAUAAACCUAAGGAGGCAAAUCAAAAAAUGAUAACCAAUAAUUAGGGUGUUUAUAAAUUAUUUAAUUGGAUAAAAUUGAUGAUAAUAAAUAGGGAGAAACUUCUAAUAACUUUAUUUCAAUGUUUAAUUAAACUCAAAACUUUUAGUUUUUAGAAGAUUAAAAAAUAGUUUAAGUAAAUUAGAAUAAUAGCAAUAUGAGUGAAAUUGUUACGUAUAUAGAUAAUUAAAAUUUUUAAUUUAAUAAUUCAAAUAAUUAUGAUUUAUUAAAUUUAAAUGACGAAGAGAAACCCAUAGGAUAAUUGAAUUCAUUUCAAGGAUAAAAAGAGAUUUAAGAUAAAGUAAAAUAAAUUAACAUAUUGGCAAUCGAUGAUUUUGAAAGUGAGGAUUAAUAAGUUCCUAAGGAGAAUCAAGUAUAGAAAUAAAUCAUUUAAUCUGGUCAAUAAGAAUUUAAUUUAUUAGAACUAAAAGAUUCAAAAACUGAAAUCUAAACUCAAUAAUAAAAUUCCUAAUAGACUAAUUUAUUGAUAAUUAUUCCCUCAAAACAGAAAUUGAUUCCAUAAACUGAUGAUCCAAAUUAAAGUAAGAAUGGGAUUUAAUCUUAAGUAGAAAAAAGCAAUAUCAGUAUCAUGAAAAAUUCAUUGUAAGUUUUGCAGCCAUUUAAUGAUGAAAAUUAUGAAGCAAAUCAAAUUGAUGAUGGAAGUGUUAUAAUUGUUCAAAAUCAAUAGCAAGAUGAUUAUUCACUAUUGAUUGAUAUAACUGAAAAUAAUUAGUAAUAAUUUCCAGAUAAAAAAAAGACUAAUAGAUAAAAUAAUUAAGAAAUUAUCAACAAAGACAACUCAUUUUAACAGAUUCAACAAUUUGAAGAUCCAAAAGAAACCAUAGAUUAGGAAUCACAAGAAAAUCCUGUCUCUUUGAAAAUAAUAAAAAAUUAAUUAAAUGAAGGUGUGAUACAGUUAAAGGAUAAAGAUUAAAAUGAGAUUUUGAAGUAAUUAAAAUUGAUUAAAAGAAUUUUUAAUCAUUUGGAAUAGCAUCCUAAUGAUCCAACUAAUAUCUUUGAGGAUGAACAAGGUAAAAAGAACUAAAAGCAGAUUCAAUAAUUGUUUGAUGAAAUUGUGAUUUAGAAAGAAAAAGAAUAGCUGUAAUUAAUUGAUGAUGUCAAUGACGGCCUAGAUGUUAUUUAAAAAAAGCAAGAGGCAGAUCAUUUUUUUGAUGAUAACAAUAUCUAGAAUUAUCCUCAUCUACUAACUUACCUUAAUGAAGAUCAAUUAAAUGUAUUAAAAUCAGAAAUACAGAGUAAUAAAUUUGUUACCGAUUUAAUAUAAAAAUUAAUAGAGGUGAAGGAAGAUUUAAAAAAGCUUAAACAAAAUCCAAUUUUAUAAAAUAUAUUAAAAAAACAGUAAGUCGAAUUACUUAAUAAGGAGGAACUAAAAAUUUACUUACGCUUAUUGGACAAGGUGCCCAAGGAUAGAAAAUAAGGGGAUAGACUGAUAGCCUCACAAUCUGCUGUUGAAAAUAAACUAAAAGAAAUAAAGCUAAAGGAACAAGAAGAAUUAAAUAAAUAGAAAAUUAUUGAGUUUUUAAGAAAUCCUUCUUUUGAUAACUUGCUACCGGAUGCUCUUAUUAGGAAAUUACGUGCUGAGGAGAGAAAAAAGUAUAAGGCAGCUCUGAAAGAUCUAAAACUUAAAUCAACUCAAAGAUAGAAAAAGAUCAUAUAAGAAUAGAUUGAUAUCAUUAAUGAAAUAAAGAGGAAACAUGAUAGAAAUAAGAUUUAAAUCAAUAAAAUUGAUGAAGUUAGUAAUGAAGGGAGUACGAAGUAAUCUUCAAAAAAUACUAAUUAUCUAACCUUCCAAGCUGCUUACUUAAAAGCCAUAAAACAAUUGGUAGAUGAUAAGGAUUCUGAACUACUCUCGUAGAAUAAAUAUAUACGCGAAUUCUAAUUAAUUUAGGAUGCUUAUUAAAUUACUGAUUUAGUUCCUAGUUAUUGUUAUAACUUUUCAUAGUAGUUCAAGAAUAGGAAACUUCAAUUUUAUGAUUUCUAAGGUUCAAAAUAUAAAGGCGAAACUCUUGAUGAUUAUCCAGAUGGAAUGGGGAUUUUGAGAAAGAGGGGAGUUUCAUCAAUAUAUAAGGGCUUUUUUAAGAAAGGCAAGUUUUAUUGGGGGCAAGUGUUGGAGAUGAACGAUAAAGGAUUAUUGACUUAAUAUGUGGGGUAUUACAACUAGGAAUUUGAGGUGAAGCAUGGAAAGGCAAGAUUGAAAUGGUUUAAGCCUUACAGAGAAAAGUUGUUUUUGGAAGCUUAUAAAUUUAAUGUAUAUGAAAUAUAUGAAGGGGAUUUUAUAAUGGGAUAUAUACAUGGGUAAGGAAAGAAAGUAUAUGCUGAUUAAUCUGAAUAUGAGGGAGAAUGGAAGAAGAAUCAGAGAGUAGGUUUCGGGAGAUUGAUAAUAAGGUAAGGAGGAUAGAAGUCCAUAACUUAUGAAGGUGAGUUUUAGGAUAAUGUUUAGCAUGGUAAGAAUGUUAAAGCCAUUCACCAUCAUUAAACUGGACUUGAUUUGAUAGUGGAAGGAGAAUAUAAAAAGGGCAAGCCAAUAGGAUCACACCUAUUAAUUUUUAACUAAAUCCAACAGAAAGUUAUUCACUAUUGA